GGACCAGACUCUUCGUCUGCCCGGAGUAGGGGGAUCUGCGCCCCGAGUUCUGAGCCUUCACCUUCUUGGCGACCCCUGCGGGUCGUGUGACUUGGGACGGCUUGGAGCGCUGAUGACCUCCUCCGCUGGGUAACGGGGGAUGGGAGAGUGCGGCGGACCUCGUCACAGGGUGACCCCUGUUCCCACAGGAGGAUGACUAGGGAGGAGGCUGGGAGGCUGUCCCAAGUCCUGGCCCGGGUCGGGGCCUCUCACGGUAUCACUGACCUGGCCUGCAAGCUCCGCUUCUAUGACGACUGGGCUCCGGAGUACGACCAGGAUGUGGCUGCUUUGAAGUACCGAGCCCCCCGCCUUGCUGUGGAUUGUCUCAGUCGAGCCCUUCUGAGGCCACCCCAUGAUACCCUGAUCCUGGAUGUGGCCUGUGGCACUGGCCUGGUGGCUGUGGAGCUGCAGGCACGGGGCUUCCUCCAGGUGCAGGGGGUGGAUGGAAGCCCAGAAAUGCUAAAGCAGGCCCAGGCACGUGGCCUGUACCGCCACCUCAGCCUCUGCACCCUGGGCCAGGAGCCGCUGCCCAACCCUGAAGGGACCUUUGACGCCGUGAUCAUUGUGGGUGCCCUCAGUGAGGGCCAGGUGCCCUGCCGUGCCAUUCCUGAGCUCCUGAGAGUCACCAAGCCCGGUGGACUUGUGUGUCUGACUACCAGGACCAACCCAUCCAACCUUCCAUACAAGGAGGCACUGGAAGCCACCUUAGACUCCCUGGAGCAGGCUGGGGCGUGGGAACGCCUGGUGGCCCAGUCUGUGGACCACUGGGAGCUAGCAACGUCAGAACAGGAGACAGAGAUGGGUGCCUGUGCCAGCAGCGGCUUCAUCUCCGGCAUCAUCUACCUUUAUCCAAAGCAGGAGACAGUCCUGGGCGAGGGAGGCAGGGUCAGCGCCCAGCCCCCGAAUGAACACUGAUCCUCUCUGUAUGAUCUGAGCUCAGUCUGUCGCCCUGGCCUACUCUGCUCUGCCUGUAAAACAGGUCCACCUUCCCAACCCUGCCCCUCAGGAAUGCUGGACUAGGUAGACCCCGGGGCCACUGAGGAGACCCCUCUCGUUUCUUUGUGUAUCCUAUCAUGUGUCAUGCUCUAGCCUGCACAUGGACACCCAAACCACAGACUCAGGUACACAAGCUGCUCACACACCAGAUUCAGAAAAGAAGAGGAAAGGAAUGAAGAGACCGCUGUCUCCUGUCACAUGACCAAGCACCAUCCCAUCCCCCAGCCCUUGAAGCAAUGAUCUUACAAAAAAACUUUGAAUUCCGACCAGCAGGGUGGCUCAGCCGGGAAAGCCACACUGAGCACCAAGCCUGUAACCUGAGUUGGAGCCUCAGGAUCUACCAGGUGAACCGAGAGAAUUGACCCUACAAGUUGUCCUCUGCUUUCAACACUUACCGUGUACCACACACACACUAAGUAAAUAAACAAGCAGAUAAAGAAAUAA
Psammomys obesus (fat sand rat) is the source of this 1479-nucleotide messenger RNA. It is a transcript of the gene Mettl27, whose product is annotated as methyltransferase like 27. The transcript is spliced from 6 exons. The record is from RefSeq and is a predicted model, not a curated record. NCBI's taxonomy places the organism in Eukaryota, Metazoa, Chordata, Mammalia, Rodentia, Muridae. The coding region runs from base 193 to 954 and encodes 253 amino acids.